This is a messenger RNA of Penicillium manginii, 327 nucleotides long. RefSeq lists its product as uncharacterized. NCBI's taxonomy places the organism in Eukaryota, Fungi, Ascomycota, Eurotiomycetes, Eurotiales, Aspergillaceae. The record is from RefSeq and is a predicted model, not a curated record. The transcript has a single exon. Bases 1 to 327 code for a protein of 108 amino acids.
AUGCAGCUCCUAUGCGCGUCAUCUCUCUUCCUGCUCGCAACCUCUGUGUCUGCAAAGGCAUGGAACGUGAACAUCUACAGCGACUCCAAUUGCAAGAACUACAUUAGCUCCUGGCACGACACCGCAAACCCCUGGACCUUUGGCUACAGCUAUGGAAUUCACUGUGCGAAGGUUACCAAUGGCCCUGAUUAUGGCUGGUGCCAAUUCUGGGCCGAUGAUAACUGCUCGGAGGACAUCGGAAACGACAGCCGCGUCAGCCCUGGUGGUCAGGUCACCACGCAGGGAUAUUUGGAGAUUAAGUGCUGGACUUGCAAGACCAAUUCAUAA